Oreochromis niloticus (Nile tilapia) is the source of this 3173-nucleotide messenger RNA. RefSeq names its product ecto-ADP-ribosyltransferase 5. The record is from RefSeq and is a predicted model, not a curated record. The coding region runs from base 254 to 1132 and encodes 292 amino acids. NCBI's taxonomy places the organism in Eukaryota, Metazoa, Chordata, Actinopteri, Cichliformes, Cichlidae. The transcript is spliced from 6 exons. Gene Ontology annotation, molecular function: NAD+-protein-arginine ADP-ribosyltransferase activity; NAD+ poly-ADP-ribosyltransferase activity.
UUAACAUCGCCGCGGUCAACCCUCUCUAAGGCAGUAAUGUCUCAACGCUCUUUCACGCCGAGCUGUUUCCUGUUGUUCUCGUUAUGAGGCCCAUGAUCAUGAGUUUCACAUCCUGAGCACACAAGACCAUCCUGUUCCAACUUUACCAGCCUGCUGUGCUUGUGGCUUCCCUGCAGUUUGACGGACCCUUUUUGUGAGGUGCUAAGACAAGUUUACUCGCCUUGUUUCAGUCUGUAGAAGAAGAGGCAAAAAAAUGGGGCAGAAAAGAAAAAUGCUUCUUGCUGCAAUAAUUUUUACAGCGGUCUGUUACAAAGUGACUGCACAGGAAACAAGACUACUGGAUGUCCAAAACACCACAAAUGUUGUGGAUGAUCUGUACUAUGGAUGCCGUGAAGAGGCCAUGAAGAAGUUCAUCGAGUCAGACGUGUUAAAACAAGAACUAAAUAACAGUGAAGGAUUUCAGAAAGCGUGGAAUAAAAGUAUCGAGUGUUCAAAGCAGAUCCCAAGAGGAAGAAAAGAGCAUACUGCUGCACUUUCAGUCUAUCUUAAUAGGAAUAAAUUGUUCAUGCAAACACUGAACAAAGCAAUAGAGACAAUGGGUGGAAAUGUUAGCAUCUAUGAAAACCACUUCCCCUUCAAGUCUCUUCAUUUCCUGCUGAUGGACUCCAUGAGGCUGCUGAAGCCACAGGAGUGCAAGAACUUUUAUGUUUUUCAAGAUGGUCAAACCCAACCACAGAAAGGCUCCACAGUGAGAUUUACAAGUUUCACCUUAGCUUAUUCAGACUAUGAAGAGCUAAAGAGCUUUGAAGAUGUCACUGAGAAGACGAUUUUAUAUCUCACUUCUUGUUUCUUUGUCAACCUGAAAGACUAUGUGUGCGGUCAAGACAAGGAUGAAAUACUCUUAUCUCCAGCAGAAGUUUUCACUGUGGAACAAGUGGAAAGAAAAAAGAUUGUUUUGAAACAGUCGGGACUGAAAAGCUCCCACAACUGUUACAUCUUUUCACGGAUGUCAGUAGGGCAAGAGACUACCACAGCUGUUGCAGAGCGAAACAGGUCUCCUCCAGCUGUUGUCUCCACCCUGUGGCUUGUAUCAGUGCUUGCAGCCUUACCUUCUGUUUCUUUAGCUGUUUAGCAAAAACAGUUAUCAUUCAGUGUUUUCUGAGUUUUAUCAUCUACAAUAUUGCUUUGAUUAUUCAUACACUUUUUUUUUAGGUCUUUAUUUGGCAGCUUGUGGUGAAUAAGGUAUUGCAGUAUUGGGUCAAAAUAUAGUCAAAUACAGUUUUCUGCUUCUGUCAUAUAUUAUGAAUUAUAAACUCAGUUCUUAUUUUCUUUAUGCACGUUAGAAAAAUGUACGGCAUACUUGAAAUAUAUAUCAACAUUGGAAAUACAAUAAUUCUUUAAUGCAAUUCUGGAAAAAUUAUUGUAUAUUAUGUAUAAUAUAUGUAUAUUACAACAUAAUUGACUUUCAGGAAAAUUGUGACGUAUGAUUCACAGUUGUGAAAAAGAAAAAUUUCACAGGACUAAACUAAAUACGCCCUUACUGAUUAGGGUAAGUAGCAUUCACGUACUGCCAUCUCUAUAAAACACUUUUUGGCACGGGAGCAUUCAGCUUUGUGUUAACUCAAUGCUAUAAUCUUUCCAUGUCUGGUCUUCCCAGUAAAAUCACAAAAAGCCUAAAGAGUUGCAUUUUAGACUCUACAGGCCUCAGUUAACAUGUCAAAUAUUAAACUUUAGGACAAUUAGAAAAACUCUGAACAGGUAUGACUUGUUUGAAGGUUUUGCCAGGAUAAAGCUUCUUCUAUCUAAAAACAUCAUGAAGCACAGCUUAGAUUUGCAAAGUUGCUUUGGUUUGUUUUGUAGUCACAGGACCUGGGAACCUUGCAGUCACUGAGUGGACCAUCAACUCAUCUUUAUACUAAAAUAUUCUAGAGUCAAAUGUGAGGCCAUCUGCCUGACAUCUGAAGUUUGACUCAAACUUGCUCAUGCAACAGGACAAUGAUCUCAAGCACAGCAGCAAAUCUGCAACAUAAUGGCUGAGUAAGAAAGGAAUGAAGGUGUUGCAUUGAGACCAGUCAAAGUCCAGACCACAAUCUAACUGAAAUGCUGAGCUGUUAAGAGAGCUGUGCAUGAACAAAUGUUUGCACCCCUCAAGAAACUGAAGCAACUUCCAAAAUUUCUUCACAAUGAUGUGACAGACUGACAAAGUCAUACAUGGAAUGAUUAUAUCAAGCUACUGCUGCUAAAGGUGUUUGUACAAGCUACUGAAUCAUGGGUACUUAGGUUUUUCGGUUUUCUUUAGUUUUUAUUACUUGGUAUUAUUGUAGGGAUUUUUCUUACAAUAUAAAGCAACUCUAGUUGUUGUGGUUUGGUGCCACAUAAAUAAAAUUUUAUUCAAACUGAAUUGGUUUUUUGUGUGUCCCAAUGUAUGUGCCCAAAGUAUAAAUGAACUGCCAUUGUUAAAGUUCCAUAUAUACUCUGUGUUAAUACAUUUGCUUUCACUGGAGGUUUUACAAAACUGAAACUUCUCACAUGAUCAUUUUGUUUGUUUACACAACUAAGCCCACUUCGUUCAUGUUACUAAAUAAAAUAACUAAAAUGAAUAAUUUUGUAUAAUUUGCUACAAAUAGUCAGACUUAUGAACUUUAAUUACAUUCAUGCAAAUUAAUUGUUGCUGUGGGUCAAAUAUUUGUGCAUGUUUGUUGAGGUAUUUCCCCACUUUGUUGUGAUCAGUGUUACUCAAAAAAGUAAUUACUGACUCAUAAUCAGCAUUUCACAAUAUAACCUGAGGCUACAGGCCCACAGACCAACACAAAUCCCUAAUCAGGACACACGUCUCUAACAUCUUUCUCUUAGUAGAAUACAAAGCUGACAUACAAAAAAAAGAAAACCAACAAAAAAAGGGAUUCUGCUUUAGAAAUGUGAACAGGUAGAAAGCGAAGCUGCAGCCUAACUGCUCAUCUUCUUGUUACCUGUUGGGGUUGUCAGUCACUCAGCUUUCACUGUGGGUCUUGGCUAGCUUAGCAUUAACAUGCUAUCUUGGCAGAUGCUUGCAAAGUACCGAAGUUAGAGUUAGCAGCAUAAUGCAGCUGUUUCUGUCCUGGAUGCAGUUUUGCACUUUGCCAUUUAUCUUGUCUUUUUGUGCAAUAAAAAUAAAGUAAAUGUCCAUAUCCACA